CGCUUCGCUUUCAAAAUACGAUACGAGAAGUGAUAUUCGACCGUUGAUACUUGAAAGCCCUCUUCGUAACUCUACUAGCCUACUACUCUCUUCAACGGUCUUCUUCUCUAAACCUUUGCUCCGAAAGAAAGAUUCAAUCUUGUUCUUCUUCUUCUGUGAUUUCUUUUUAACAAAUGGCUGUUAAGGAGCGCUCGAGAGCCUCCUCUCAACGUCAAAACUGGCAGAACACAUUCAGCGGUUUGGUGCAGAUGAUACGGUAUCAACAAUCACAGCUCGAGACACUGGCCAAAGACCGACAACUCCUUGAAGAUCGCGUCCGAAUACAAAACGAGCGAUGGACCUAUGAUAUUCGUCUCUUGGAAGAUCAAAUCUCCCAGAUGAAGGGGGAUUUGGAAUUUCAAGAGUUGGCGGGCUCCCUUCAGGCGGCCAAGUUUGAGUUGGUCCUGGGAUUGAAGCAACGAGAGGGUUAUCUCACCAAACUCAAAUUAGAAUAUACGGACAGUGAGUUAGAAGGUUUCAAAGGAUGGUUUGACUUAUACAAUAAAUUCUCUGAUUUAAAGGGAGGAGGCGAAGAUGGGGAUAAAAGAAUUAGCAAUACAAAGUCUCCCAAAAAAAGCAAGCAAGAGAAACAGCGUUCUAAACAAUUGGAAGAUGACCUCCGGAGGUUAAAGCAGCAGUAUGAUAAGCUCGCUUCAGAAAAGAGCUCGGAGGUAUCCGCACUAUUGGCAGAGAAGAAGUUUGUGUGGAAUCAGUAUAAGAUUAUGGAAGAAAAUUACACCACUAAACUAAGGAGCAAGCAUUCUGAAGUUGAGCAGGCGGAGGCAAAUAUACAAAAUUUUCUUGCUCAUAUGGAGCACUUACAAUCCUCAAAUAAGGAAAAGGAUGGCAAGGUUGCAAUAUUAAUAAGUAAAAUUGCUAAGAUGGAGUCUGAUUCAAAUAAGUUGAAGGAAGAAGUUUCCAAACUUUCAACGGAGUUGGAUUUGUUAAGAAAGUCCACAAGUGCUUCCUCUACUCCUCUCUUGAACCAUUGCACGGCAGGAACUAGAACUUAUAGCUUGAGAGGCAACAAUAGUGCUAAGGAUAGAACCAAUGUAACUGUGAAGAAAGAUUCAUCUGCUGCACAACUUCCUGAUCCCAUAAAGGACACCAGAAAGGGGAGCAGCAUCUCAAAGAGAAAAAUAGACGAUGUUAUAACGAUUUCGGAGACUCCAAAGUUGUUCUCAUCCAGAUUUAAAGUACCGAAAUUGAAGAAUGCAUCACCGGGCAUAAGAUAACCCUCCCACACCAUUUUCCAGAGGGUAGAUUAUUGUCCCACUGGUAGUUUCUUGUGGAGAGUUGAGUUUUAUGUAAAUUAUGUGCCUAUUCUUUUAGUGCUAUCAUUCUAGCAAGUAGGUUUUGGAUCUGUCAUCUCUGGACAGUUAUCCUGUAACAUGAUUGUAGGUGCAUUUAUGUGUUAUCUAGCACAUUUUUUCUGUAAAUCUAAACGACAGUGUUUGACUUUGAUUGUAAAUCUUACGUUUCGGAU
Prunus mume (Japanese apricot) is the source of this 1525-nucleotide messenger RNA. RefSeq names its product cytomatrix protein-like protein. NCBI's taxonomy places the organism in Eukaryota, Viridiplantae, Streptophyta, Magnoliopsida, Rosales, Rosaceae. The record is from RefSeq and is a predicted model, not a curated record.